AUGAUGAUGGACUCCACAGAGAUGUUAUUCUCAGUACCACAGGGGCUACCUUCUGCUUGGGACACCGUAACUGCAGCUCUGGUGAGUAGAUGGACCUAACUUGCCUGCGGUAGUAUCUUGUGUUGUUGACAUAACCUGCUUGCCUUUUAUGUAUAUAAUUAAAUCAGAUCAAUUGUACCACUGUGGUUGACUGCUGGACAUAGCAGCUAGCUAACGUUAACAUAUUCACAUGCCAGGCAUUAGCUAACUAGCUAAGACCAAUGUUGAUCUAUCAUACAUCCCAUAGUCCGUAUUUGUUUAUAAGAACAUAAACAAUUUCCUCUGUCUGUAGGUGUCUCCAGUGUCCAAUGACAUCACCAUGUCUGAUGAGUCUCUCUCUGAGGGGCUAAACCUGCUGUGCUCUAACAGCCUGGGACAGUUUCUGGAGGGAUGGCUAAUGGAGACCCUGCAGGUGCGUCUGACUACUGCCAUUGCCCCUGAGUUCUGGGCUGGAAUGAAGCAACCAGAGAAUGAGCUGGAGGAGAAGGACAGGGCCAGGAUCCUACUCAUGGCCUUCCGUACCCUUUUGGACAGACUGCAACCUUUCCUAGGUGGGUUCAAACAUUCAAGUUACAGUUAAUUGCACCCUUAAUAAUGCUAGAAUUUUGACUGAACAGAAUGUUGUCAAAUGCGUAAAAAUGUGCUCUCUGUCCCUUUCCCCAGGAGGGUUGGAGAGGCUGGGUACCUGGCAGGACGAGGGCCGGGGUGGUCUGUGUGGCCCUGGGGCCAGGGGUCUCCGUGAGAGGGCCUUCUCCGUCAUCAGGGCCAUCCUGCUGUUCUCCCCCUCAGCUGUGCUCCAGGAGAGAAUACUGGAGUUCUACAGUAGGACUUUCUCUGUCCACAUGAGCCAGGAGGGGGAGGCAGGGGAGGCUGAGGAGGGGAGUGGGGGGCCUGAGGGGGGCGUCUGUCAGGGCUGCACUGUCCCCACUCAGCAGUGUUGGUGUCAGCAGGCCCUGGAGCAGCUGCAAGAGCUCAGCCACGUACUGUGAGUGAAUGGAGGGGUGGCUGUGUCACUGUCUGCUCUGUUUUCUAGACUCUAAUUGUUGUACUGCUUAACAUCUUACAUUCAAAUAUGACAACAACAAACAACAUCACAAAUGUCUUAUUGUCACAGAUCAGGGUUCACUUCCUUAACCAUUGUCUACUUCUCUACCUUUGUCUGCCUGCUGUGUUUGAAAUGUAUCUUGUGUAGUUGCCUCUACCUACAAAUCUGCUAAAGUGUGAUUGUCCCGCCCCCCAGAUCCAGGUUGCAGCUAUUGGAGCGGGUCAGCUCAGAGGCGGUGACGUCCAUCUUACACAAACUGAUAGAGCAGCGGAUGGAGCAGCACUGCAGGGGGGAGUACGAGAGCUCUUUCCUCUUCGACUUUCAGGAGGUACAGUAGACCAAAGAGCCUGUCUAUGGGAGGACCACCUCACAGAAUGAAGUGGCAUGACCUAUCAACAAGUUGGACUUUUCCAGCUUGCCUUAUUCAACAGAAUAGGUUGCUGACCAAAUAUGAUGUGUCUAUAAAACAAUUUACUACACCAAGUCCAAAUCUCAGAAAUGUGAUCAUUUAUCUGUUUUACUUAUUCUCUUACUUAAAAACAUUCUCCCAAUUCUCUCUUUCAUUCUCUCUUUCUCCAGUGGCUAGAGCUGGUGUUGGGCUGGUUGAGCAGGGUGUUUGCCAGUGAUGUGGGUGGACUGGGCACUGUGCCCAAUGGCACAGGCAGCGGGGCUGGGGAGGUGGGCCAACCAGCCAACGCCGUGCUGCAGCGCUGGAGGUGUCACAUGCACCAGUUCUUCUGCAGGAUCUACGUCAACAUGAGGAUUGAGGAGCUCUUCAGCAUCAUCAGAGGUGAGGGGUUAGGGAACAGAGAGAGGAGAUAGGGAGAUGGUGAAUAAUAAGAGAAAGCAGUCAAUGUUGGGGCGCUUGAUGGCAUAGGGAAGAGAUUUGGUGGGACGGAUGAGAUACAGAGAGGAUGGAGAGUUGUGGUUGUUUCUUCCUCCCUCACAUGCUGUGGUUUGUUCUGUCCCUGUCAGAUUUCCCCGAGUCAAAGCCUGCCAUCGAUGACCUCAAGUUCUGCCUGGAGAGAACCAAUCAGAGGCAGCAGCUCCUCACGUCCCUUAAGACAGCGUUUGAGACUCGUCUGCUUCACCCAGGUCAGUGAACCGAUGGCGGAUUACAAACAAUGACUGGUGUUUGCUGUUUAUUUUGUCUGUUACACAUUUAAAGCAGUGAAGACUAAGUGUUGUUUGCAAACAUAAUGUUAGAGAAGAAACUAGACUUGUGUAUAUGAAUCCCAUCCCAACAACAUUCCUCUUCCCCUCUAGGAGUCCAUACCUCUGACAUCAUCACUGUGUACAUCUCGGCCAUAAAGGCCCUACGGGAACUGGACCCAUCCAUGGUCAUCCUGCAGGUUGCGUGCCAACCAAUCCGCAAGUACCUCAGGUGGGUGCACGUGUAUUAUUGUAAUAUGUAUUUACACUGAACAAAAAUAUAAACGCAGCAUGCAAUAAUUUCAAAGAUUUUACUGAGUUACAGUUCAUAUAAGGAAAUGAGUCAAUUGAAAUUAAAUCAUUAGGCCCUAAUCUAUGGAUUUUACAUGACUGGGAAUACAGAUAUGCAUCGGUUGGUCACAGAUACCUUUAAAAAAAGGCAGGGGCGUGGAUCAGAAAACCAGUCAGUAUCUUGUGUGACCACCAUUUGUCUCAUGCAGCGCGACAUGUCUCCUUCGCAUAGAGUUGAUCAGGCUGUUCAUUGUGGCCUGUGGAAUGUUGUCCCACUCCUCUUCAAUGGCUGUGCAAAGUUGCUGGAUAUUGGCAGGAACUGGAACAUGCUGUCAUACAAGUUGAUCCAGAGCAUUACAAACAUGCUCAAUGGGUGACAUGCCUGGUGAGUAUGCAGACCAUGGAAGAACUGGGACAUUUUCAGCUUCAAGGAAUUGUGUACAGGUCAUUGUGACAUGGGGCUGUGCAUUAUCAUGCUGAAACAUGAGGUGAUGGUGGCGGAUGAAUGGCACAACAAUGGGCUUCGAUCUCAUCACGGUAUCUCUGUGCAUUAAAAUUGCCAUCGAUAAAAUGCAAUUGUGUUCGUUGUCCGUAGCUUAUGCCUGCCCAUACCAUAACCCCACCGCCAACCAUGGGGCACUCUGUUCAUAACAUUGACAUCAUCAAUCCGCUCGCCCACACGGUCGCCAUACACACGGUCUGCCAUCUGCCUGGUACAGUUGAGACUGGGAUUCAUCCGUGAAGAGCACACUUCUCCAGCGUGCCAGUGGCCAUCGAAGGUGAGCAUUUUCCCACUGAAGUCAGUUACGACUCAGAACUGCAGUCAGGUCAUGACCACGCUGAUGAGCUUUCCUGAGACUGUUUCUGACAGUUUAUGCAGAAAUUAUUUGGUUAUGCAAACCCACAGUUUCAUCAGCUGUCCGGGUGGCUGGUCUCAGACGAUCCUGCAGGUGAAGAAGCCGGAUGUGGAGGUCCUGGGCUGGCGUGUUUACACGUGGUCUGCGGUUGUGAGGUCGGUUGGACCUACUGACAAAUUCUCUAAAACGACGUUGGAGGCAGCUUAUGGUAGAGCAAUGAACAUUCAAUUCUCUGGCAACAGUUCUGGUGGACAUUCCUGCAGUCAGCAUGCCAAUUGCACCCUCCCUCAACUUGAGACAUCUGUGUUGCUUUGUUGAGUGACAAAACUGCACAUUUCAGAGUGGCCUUUUAUUGUCCCCAGCACAAGGUGCACCUGAGUAAUGAUCAUGCUGUUUAAUCAGCUUCACACCUGUCAGGUGGAUGGAUUAUCUUAGCAAAGGAGAAAUGCUCAAUAACAGGGAAGUAAACACAUUUGUACACAAAAUUAGAGAGAAAUAUGCUUUUGUGCGUUUGGAAAAUUUCAGGGAUAUUUUAUUUCAGUUCAUGAAACAUGGGACCAACACUUUACAUGUUGCAUUGGGAGGCAAAAUGUUAGAGAAUAUUGUUCUCUACUGGAACCAACAGGACCCUGAACAGCUUCUACCCCAAGCCAUAAGACUGCUAAAUAGUUAGUCCAGGUAGCUAUUGGUUAACUAUUUAACCAUUGGCAUUGACCCUUUUUGCACUAACUCUUUUGACUCAUCACAUACACUGUUGCUAUUGUUUAUUAUCUAUUCUGUUGCCUAGUCACUUUAUCCCUACCUAUAUAUACAUACACUACAUGACGAAAAGUAUGUGGACACCUGCUUGUCGAACAUCUCAUUCCAAAAUCAUGGCCAUUAGUAUGGAGUUGGUCCCCCCUUUGCUGCUAUAACAGCCUCCACCCUUCUGGAAAGGCUUUCCACUAGAUAUUGUAACAUUGCUGUGGGGACUUGCUUCCAUUCAGCCACGAGCAUUAGUGAGGUUUGGCACUGAUGUUGGGAAAUUAGGCCUGGCUCGCAGUCGGCAUUCCAAUUUAUCCCAAAGGUGUUCGAUGGGGUUGAGGUCAGGGCUCUGUGCAGGCCAGUCAGGUUCUUCCACACCGAUCUCGACAAACCAUUUCUGUAUGGACCUCGUUUUGUGCAUGGGGGCAUUGUCAUGCUGAAACAGGAAAGGGCCUUCCAUAAACUCUUGCCACAAAGUUGGAAGCACAGAAUCGUCGAGAAUGUCAUUGUAUGCUGUAGCGUUAAGAUUUCCCUUCACUUGAACUAAGGAGCCUAGCCCGAUCCAUGAAAAAUAGCCCCAGACCAUUAUUCCUCCUCCACCAAACUUUACAGUUGGCACUACGCAUUUGGGCAGGUAGCGUUCUCCUGGCAUCCGCCAAACCCAGAUUAGUCCGUCAGACUGCCAGAUGGUGAAGUGUGAUUUAUCACUCCAGAGAACGCAUUUCCACUGCUCCAGAGUCCAAUGGCAGUGAGCUUUACACCACUCCAGCCGACGCUUGGCAUUGCACAUGGUGAUCUUAGGCUUGUGUGCGAACAGUUAUUGUGCUGACGUUGCUUCCAGAGGCAGUUUGGAACUCGGUAGUGAGUGUUGCAACCGAGUACAGACAAUUUUUACACGCUACGUGCUUCAGCACUAGGCGGUCCAAUCUGUGAGCUUGUGUAGCUUACCACUUAGUGGCUAAGCCGUUGUUGCUCCUAGACGUUUCCACUUCACAAUAACAGUACAGUACAGGGCAGCUCUAGCAGGGCAGAAAUUUGACGAAAUAACGUGUUGGAAAGGUGGCAUCCUAUGACGUUUCCAUGUUGGAAGUCACUGAGCUCUUCAGUAAGGCCAUUCUACUGCCAAUGUUUGUCUAUGGAGAUUGCAUGGCGGUGUGCUCGAUUUUAUACACCUGUCAGCAACAGGUGUCGCUGAAAUAGCCAAAUCCACUAAUUUGAAGGGGUGUCCACAUACUUUUGUAUAUAUAGUGUAUCUACCUCAAUUACCUCGUACCCACUGCACAUCGACUCGGUACUGGUACCCCGUGUAUAUAGCCAAGUUGUCGUUACUCAUUGUGUAUUUAUUCCUUGUGUUAUUACUUUUAUUUCUCUAUUUUUCUAUUUUGUAUUGUUGGGAAGGGCCGUAAGUAAGCAUUUCACUGUUAGUCUACACCUGUUGUUUACGAAGUAUGUGACAAAUAACAUUUGAUUUGAUACUUGACUGAUUUGAUUCCCAUAGCAUAUUGCUGUUGAGUUGCUGUGAUGUUGACAUGACGUUGAUGUAAUGUUUGUGUGCUGUUGCUAGGACGCGGGAGGACACAGUGCGUCAGAUAGUGGCCAGCCUUACUGGAGAUGCGGAGGGCUGCAGUGACCUGGCCAAUGAGUUGUCCCGUGCCGACCCCGUGACCCUGGAGACCCAGGACAGUGAGGACGAGGGCAGCGACCCAGAGGAAUGGACCCCAGACCCUAAGGAUGCUGUCACAGGUCAGACCCUCCGUGUACCCACCUUACACACACUGCAAUCUCUUACUCUGUGAACUCCAAUUCUCCAAUGGAGAUGUAGUGUGAUUAUCACUACAAAGGGCAUGUCUAUCUGGUUGUCAUCACACUAGACAAACUGUGUCAGUUUCCUGUUUCUGCUGUAUUGAACUAGAAUUGCUCGAAAAGAACACCUCUCCAACACAUCUCUUUCACUAAAUGUAAAAUCAUCUUCCUUAUUCACCUCUCAGACAAGACAGGGUCUAAGCGACGUUCGUCUGACAUCAUCACUCUUCUGGUCAGCAUAUAUGGCAGUAAAGAGAUUUUCAUAGACGAGUACAGAACUGUCCUGGCAGACAGACUGCUCCACCAGUUCAACUACAAUACAGCCAGGUACGCAACACUCGUGUACAGUAACUAGUACCUUCACUCCAAAGGCAUGUAUCCCAAUGCUAUACAGUACAUUACUCACUUCACUCCUUUACUGUACACCAUGAGAUCCUACUACUCAGCAUCCAUCAACACACUUGAGACCCUUUGGAAUCACUAUUAGUACACAGAUAUACUGGUGUUGGUAGUCUUGUUGAUUAUAAUGGAUUCUCUGUGUGGACAUUUGGGUGAGUGAAAUCGUGGCAUAUUUUUUCUGUAAAUCACUUUUCUCAUGUGCCUCCAGGGAGAUCCGUAAUGUGGAGUUGCUCAAACUGAGAUUCGGAGAGUCCCAUAUGCACUACUGUGAGGUGAUGCUAAAGGUAAAGUACUGUACAUACAGUAAGUACUCUGUGUCUCCUUAAGUUCCCAUUCAUACCAGUGUGAGCUUUGACAUCAUGACUCCCUAGCUGUGUCACAACUGAUCACCAUCAGAAUAUGUGAGCGGAGUUGAGCGGUCGCAAAUCCUGCUCAUUGCUCAUGGAGAGGUGCUUGCGCACCACUCCAGCACUCCAUGUCCUUUCCAACCACUCCGCUAAAAAUCGCCCCUCGCUCACAGGGGAAAAAACUGCCGCUCCAUUCAUUAAAAUCACAAUUUAACCAACACCCAUCUAUUUUUGUGAUUACCUUGACCUACGAUUUGGUUUUGAAGUAUUGAAACCAAACCAUAUGAUUUGAAUGAAAAGUAUUUUAAUAAACAACAGGAAAAGGUGGCUGUAAGAAGCGCUCAUCAUCUCAAAUAGGCUACAUGUCGUAUUAAACAGCAUAUAAACACUAAAUAGGUCAGGACAGGAGCCAGACAGGUAGUCUAAGAAGGAAUGAAAAUUAAUUAUGGCUAUAUUAUUUCAAUUAUUUCAAGGCGAUAGCCUACAAAGAAAUACAUUUUGAAGCAUUUGCGAGUGCGACACACUAGGCUAGCAGGGACAUUAAGCUCUCAGCAUUUAAACAACAUUUAGUUACAUUAAAUCAUUAUAGUCUAUAAAUUGCACAUAUAGGCGGUGACUUAAAAUGAAAUACAAAUUAAACGACAAAUGCCUUAUUAGGCUCAUUAGUGCCUUUGAAUUCAUUUUUAGAAACACGAGUUUGGCCAGAGUCUGUGGGUUCAGGCUCAUGCGAUGGUGCCUGGAGAGCAGGCCAGCAGUGGAGAAUAUCCUCUCCGCGCUUGCAGAGCCACUGGGGAUGCUAAACACCCUUCGGCCACUCUUGCCAGGCAGGGCAGGAUACCUCUUUCAAGGUAAACUCCUGGAAAGAGGUAAUAUGCCAGGCCUAUUGGGCCAAAAUCAAUGAUGGCCAAUUGAAUAGAUAAAUGAACGAAACGGAACAAAACUUUUAAGAGAUAUAUAAUUUUUCGUUUCUAAAUACUUUGCUACAAUGACACACUUAGCUAACUACUGACCUCAUUCCUUUCUGUUAGCAUGUGCAUGUAGUAAGUACACCAUCAUGCUUUCGGGAUACAGUGCCUUGCAAAAGUAUUCAUCCCCCUUGGUGUUUUUCCUAUUUUGUUUCAUUACAACCUGUAAUUUAAAUGGAUUUUUAUUUGGAUGUCAUGUAAUGGACAUACACAAAAUAGUCAAAAUUGGUGAAAAAAAUAACUUGUUAAAAAAAAUAAUAACGGGAAAGUGGUGCGUGCAUAUGUAUUCACCCCCUUUGCUAUGAAGCCCCAAAAUAAGAUCUGGUGCAACCAAUUACCUUCAGAAGUCACAUAAUUAGUUAGAUUGCACACAGGUGGACUUUUAUUUAAGUGUCACAUGAUCUGUCACAUGAUCUCAGUGUAUAUAUAUACACCUGUUCUGAAAGGCCCCAGAGUCUGCAACACGACUAAGCAAGAGGCACCACCAAGCAUGCAGCACCAUGAAGACCAAGGAGCUCUCCAAACAGGUCAGGGACAAAGUUGUGGAGAAGUACAGAUCAGGGUUGAGUUAUAAAAAAUAUCCGAAACUUUCAACAUCCCACGGAGCACCAUUAAAUCCAUUAUUAAAAAAUUGAAAGAAUAUAGCACCACAUCAAACCUGCCAAGAGAGGGCUGCCCAACAAAACUCACGGACCAGGCAAGGAGGGCAUUAAUCAGAGAGGCAACAAAGAGACCAAAGAUAACCCUGAAGGAGCUGCAAAGCUCCACAGCGGAGAUUGGCGUAUCUGUCCAUAGGACCACUUUAAGCUGUACACUCCACAGAGCUGGGCUAUAUGGAAGAGUGGCCAGAAAAAAGCCAUUGCUUAAAGGAAAAAAUAAGCAAACAUGUUUGGUGUUCGCCAAAAGGCAUGUGGGAGACUCCCCAAACAUAUGGGAGAAGGUACUCUGGUCAGAUGAGACUAAAAUUGAGCUUUUUGGCCAUCAAGGAAAACGCUAUGUCUGGAGCAAACCCAACACCUCUCAUCACCCCGAGAACACCAUCCCCACAGUGAAGCGUGGUGGUGGCAGCAUCAUGCUGUGGGGAUGUUUUUCAUCGGCAGGGACUGGGAAACUGGUCAGAAUUGAAGGAAUGAUGGAUUGCGCUAAAUACAGGGAAAUUCUUGAGGGAAACCUGUUUCAGUCUUCCAGAGAUUUGAGACUGGGACGGAGGUUCACCUUCCAGCAGGACAAUGACCCUAAGCAUACUGCUAAAGCAACACUUGAGUGGUUUAAGGGGAAACAUUUAAAUGUCUUGGAAUGGCCUAGUCAAAGCCCAGACCUCAAUCCAAUUAAGAAUCUGUGGUAUGACUUAAAGAUUGCUGUACACCAGAGGAACCCAUCCAACUUAAAGGAGCUGGAGCAGUUUUGCCUUGAAGAAUGGGCAAAAAUCCCAGUGGCUAGAUGUGCCAAGCUUAUAGACACAUACCCCAAGAGACUUGCAGCUGUAAUUGCUGCAAAAGGUGGCUCUACAAGGUAUUGACUUUGGGGGGGUGAAUAGUUAUGCACACUCAAAUUUUCUGUUUUUUUGUCUUAUUUCUUGUUUGUUUCACAAUAAAAAAUAUUUUGCAUCUUCAAAGUGGUAGGCAUGUUGUGUAAAUCAAAUGAUAUAAACCCCCCAAAAGACAAUUAUAAUUCCAGGUUGUAAGGCAACAAAAUUUGAAAAAUGCCAAGGGGGUUGAAUACUUUCGCAAGCCACUGUAUGUGUCUUUUCAGAUUCCACAAUUAUUAUUUAGUUGUGGACACUACAUCACCACACUCCCUCUCUUGCUCUUAGUCCUCCUCAUCUUUGUAAGUCACCUUGAAUUUUCACCUGUUUGUUUUAUCUGUUUCUUUAUGGAAAUAUUUAGCAAACUCCAUGACAGUAGCUAAAGCAAGGGGCUAUAGCAGCACACAAGUAGACUACAAAUGCAUGCUGGGACGGCAUGCCCUGAGCUCCUGAAGUGAGCGCUACUGAAGCGAAAUUGGAGCGGGCGAGAAGGCCAAAGCUCCAGCCUUGGGGAAACUCGCUCCAGUCAAAUUGGGCACACUCUGCUCCUCACUCCGCUCCAGCUCCGCUCACAUACUCUGAUCACCACUGAUCAAAGCAGUAUCUUUAAAAAUACAUGCAGUCCCAUCUAUCAUAGGAUAAAAGCUGAGGACACAGGACAGUACGAGGAAAGGUGGCCAUUUUAAGCACUUUAGGACAGAGCCUCACUCUCUUCUCCUCUCUUCCCUCUCUCUCUCCAGGACGUGGCUGACUCACGAAGGAUCAACACCAACAUCCGUGAGGAGGAGUCCAGGGUGGCUGAGGAGGAGCAGCCCCCCCUGGCCCUGUCAGCCAUGAUCCUGUCCUCUGAAUUCUGGCCCACGCUGAAGGAGGAGAAGAUGGAGCUCCCGCCCCUGGCCUCCCAAGCCAUGGAGGCCUACACACACCGCUACGAGAAACUCAAGGUACCUGAUGAUGGAGCUGUAGCCUGGCUGCCAGUCUGUUUCUGCUUUAGUCAAGUCUUUAUAAACAGACUGGCAGCCAGGCCAACAGAGUAUGAAUAGUAUGAAUCUCCCCAGGCAAUGAGGACCCUUAGCUGGAAGCCUCAUCUGGGCUCAGUGACCCUGGAUGUGGAGCUGGAGGACAGGACUCUGACUAACCUGACUGUGUCCCCCAUCCAUGCUGCCAUCAUCCUGCACUUCCAGGACAAAAGUUAGUACUCUGGCCAUCACAGGCUGCCUUAUGUACAACUUAUCAAUGCAUACAAACAUUGUAUGAGUAACUAAGAUUUACCUUUACCAUCUUUCUCUCUCUCUCUGUCUGUCUGUCUCUGUCUCUCUCUCUGUCUGUCUGUCUCUGUCUCUCUAUGUCUCUCUCUCUCGGUCUCUCUCUCUCUGUCUAUGUGUCCUGAAGGCUCGUGGACUCUGGAGGAGCUGAGUGGGGUCCUGGGCGUGCCCCAGGAGAUGGUGAGGAGGAAGUUGGCUCUGUGGCAGCAGCAGGGGGUCCUAAAGGAGGAGGCGGGGGGGCGCUACUCUGUCCUGGAGAAGGGCUCAUCCCGGGAGAGACCUGAGAGAGGGGUGAUGUUGAUUGACAGUGACGAGGAGGGAGACUCCAACACCACCACCCAGUCAGAGCAGAGGGAGGAGAAACUACAGGUUCAGUGCACACACACACAUUGGAGGCAUGGAAUUCAAAUACAAAUCUCCUGUCAAAUAAAAAUCAAGCUAGCCCUAACAGCAGUGUUCUCUCUCCCCUGUGUGCGUGGUUGUUGGUGCAGUUGUUCUGGGCCUACAUCCAGGCCAUGCUGACCAACCUGGAGACCAUGACCCUAGAGCGCAUCCACUCCAUGCUCAGGAUGUUCGUUGCCACGGGACCCAUUGUCACGGAGAUGGACGUGAACGAGCUGCAGGCCUUCCUGCAGAGGAAAGUGCGAGACCAUCAGCUCAUCGUGUCCUCAGGCGUCUACAGACUGCCCAAGUCCACCAACUGAGGAUGGGGAGAAGAGAGGAGGAGAAAAUAGGAGGUUCAACUGAAAAGCGGAGGUAUCUGAUUAGUUUCCGAAAUGUACAUGAUGCAGCAUUGCAGUCGGAGACUACAGUUUCAAAGAAUAACCUUUUCAGGAAUAGGCUUGGAAGGCAACUGAAAAUGCCAAGCAUUGUGCUGUAUUACUAUGUCUUACUAUACUAAUGGCUAUAAGGAGCAUGAACCUCUCAUUCUGUCUUUAUGGUUGACCAUCCAGGUUGCUUGACUUUGUUAUGAGUUUUGGAGGACUCAAAAUCAUACUAUCAAUGUGUUUCAGCGACCAUUGUGUUCUGAUGCUUUUAAAACAAAGUUGCACAUUGAAUUGACACAUGGUUGGACUUUGUGUAGUUUGGAGUUCCCUGUUUGAUAAUAUGACAAUUGUCUGAG
Messenger RNA from Coregonus sp. 'balchen', 11555 nucleotides. NCBI's taxonomy places the organism in Eukaryota, Metazoa, Chordata, Actinopteri, Salmoniformes, Salmonidae. The record is from the annotation of a GenBank genome assembly.